CUUGCGUGCGGACACAGAUCUCGCCAGUCGUCUGCAUUCCGAUUUUAGUUUUAAUUUUAUUUAAAUAUACCUAGAUUAGGUACCAACCCCAGUAUUAUGCAGUAUCCGCAAGUAGUUAUAGUGUUGUUAGUAUUAUCAUUCCACAAUGGUCUCACCGACGAUGGCAUGUGCCUGGCUAAAGAACCGUGCAAAGAAUCACCUGAUCCUGAUGAGCCCAAGAUAGAUCUGUACAAGGCCGCUGACAAUAAGUACGUAACACUUAUCCAGGAAGCUUUGGCUUCCUACACACCGUGCCGGCAAGCAAAUUGUUCUUGCCACGCGGAUGUCCUGAAAUCAGAUCUGCGGCCGUUCAAAACCGGAAUCACUCAGCAGAUGGUUGAAAGAGCCCGUUCGUACGGAACAAAGUAUCAAAUCGUGAACCAUCGUCUGUACCGCCAGAAGGAUUGCAUGUUUCCGGCGCGAUGCUCUGGAGUGGAGCAUUUUAUCAAACCGAACCUACCGAAUCUCCCGAAUAUGGAGCUGAUCAUAAACUGUCGCGAUUGGCCUCAGAUCAACCGACACUGGGGACAUCAGGAGAAACUGGUGGUGCUGUCUUUUAGUAAAACUGAAGAUUACCUGGAUAUUAUGUAUCCAACGUGGGGCUUUUGGGAGGGUGGACCGGCAAUUUCGCUUUAUCCCACCGGAUUGGGACGAUGGGAUCAGCACAGGGUUUCGAUCAAGAAAGCAGCUGAAUCGUGGCCGUGGAAGAAGAAGAAAGGCAGAGGGUUUUUCCGAGGUUCAAGGACGUCUGACGAGCGUGACCCGUUGGUGUUGCUAUCGCGCAGUAAACCCGAGCUGGUCGAUGCUCAGUAUACGAAGAACCAAGCGUGGAAAACGCCACAGGAUACGCUGAACGCGGAACCGGCCAAGGAGGUUCGAUUGGAAGAUCACUGUCAAUACAAGUACUUGUUCAAUUUCCGCGGAGUGGCGGCAAGUUUCCGGUUCAAGCAUCUGUUCCUUUGUCGGUCGUUGGUGUUUCACGUGGGCAGCGAGUGGCAGGAGUUUUUCUAUCCGUCGCUGAAGCCGUGGGUGCACUACGUUCCGGUUCGGGUCGGUGCCAGCCAGGGAGAGCUGGAGCAGCUGAUCCGGUUCUUUGCCGAGCAUGACGAUUUGGCUCGCGGGAUUGCCGACCGAGGGUACGAGCAUGUGUGGAACCAUCUGCGGAUGCAGGAUGUCGAGUGCUACUGGCGGCAGCUGCUCAGGCGCUAUGGGAAGCUGAUCAAGUAUGAGGUGAAGCGGGAUGAUAGUUUGAUUGAGGUGUUCUGAAAAAGCGUUUGAGUCUCGAAUGAAAGGACGAAUGAAGCGCUAUACGUUUCUAAGUCGAACAAUGGAUUUGGUCCUAAGGAUCCAUUUAUUAUGUCACGCUAAAUUGAGGAAAAACCACCCUCCCCCCUUUCGUUACGUUUUUUGCUAUACCUGAUUCA
Molecule: messenger RNA, 1463 nt
Organism: Ochlerotatus camptorhynchus
Lineage: Eukaryota; Metazoa; Arthropoda; Insecta; Diptera; Culicidae
Product: O-glucosyltransferase rumi homolog
Exons: 2
Coding region: 97-1305 (402 amino acids)
Biological process (GO): protein O-linked glycosylation; positive regulation of Notch signaling pathway
Cellular component (GO): endomembrane system
Molecular function (GO): UDP-xylosyltransferase activity; UDP-glucosyltransferase activity
Source: RefSeq, a predicted model, not a curated record